GCCAUCAUGAAGGGUUCAGUCUCAUUCUGCUGUUUCCUCUCCCUGCUGCUUUUGCAGGCCACAGCAGAAGAAGAAGAUAUCAUCUCUGUCCUCAGAGACAGAUCUCACAUCGACGAGACGUUCCGACUUGCAGCUGAGGAAAAAGCAGCAGACUAUGCAGCGGCUAUACAGAGGUUGCGGAAGAUCUACCACACAUCCAUCAAGCCGAUGGAGCAGGCCUACAAGUACAAUGAGCUGAGGCAGCACGAGAUCUCAGAUGGGGAGAUUACCUCCAAACCCAUGGUGCUCUUCCUGGGACCCUGGAGUGUUGGCAAGUCCUCCAUGAUCAAUUACCUCCUGGGCUUGAACGACAGCCCCUAUCAGCUCUACACAGGAGCUGAGCCUACUACCUCUGAGUUCACUGUUAUUAUGCAUGGGGAGAAGAUCCGCUCCGUUGAAGGUAUUGUAAUGGCAGCAGACAGCUCUCGUUCUUUCUCGCCCCUGGAGAAGUUUGGACAAAACUUCCUGGAAAAGCUGAUCGGUAUUGAGAUGCCCCACAAGCUGCUGGAGCGUGUGACCUUUGUGGACACACCAGGAAUCAUUGAGAACCGCAAGCAGCAGGAGAGAGGCUAUCCUUUCAAUGAUGUUUGCCAGUGGUUCAUUGACCGCGCUGACCUGAUCUUCGUGGUGUUCGACCCCACCAAGCUGGACGUUGGCCUGGAGCUGGAGAUGCUCUUCCGGCAGUUGAAGGGUCGCGAGUCCCAGAUCCGCAUCAUCCUAAACAAGGCUGACAACCUGGCCACCCAGGACUUGAUGAGAGUCUAUGGAGCACUCUUUUGGAGCUUGGCUCCCCUCAUCAAUGUGACUGAACCCCCCCGUGUCUACGUCAGCUCCUUCUGGCCAUAUGACUACGCACCUGACACCAGUCGUGAGCUCUUCAAGCGAGAGGAAAUCUCCCUUCUGGAAGAUCUGAACCAGGUGAUUGAAAACCGCAUGGAGAACAAGAUUGCCUUCAUCCGCCAGCAUGGCAUCCGUGUGCGCAUCCACGGCCUGCUGGUGGACCGCUACGUCCAGACCUUUAAAGAGAAGAUGAGCUUCUUCAGCGAUCCUGAGCUAGUCUUCAAGGAGAUUGUGGACGACCCAGACAAGUUCUACAUUUUUAAAUCAAUCCUAGCCAAGACCAAUGUCAGCAAGUUUGACCUGCCCAACCGUGAUGCUUACCGUGACUUCUUUGGCAUCAACCCGAUCACCAAUUUCAAGCCCCUGUCGGGUCAGUGCUCCUACAUGGGAGGCUGUCUGCUGGAGAAGAUUGAGAAGGCAAUCACCAAUGAGCUGCCCGCUCUUCUGAGCAGCAUUAACUCUGGCAAACAGCCUGGCCUGUCCUCCUGCGAGGCUACCGGCUGUGGUGAGAAGCCAAAGAAUCGCUACCGGAAGAACUGAGGAACACAAAAUAACUUGAGUGGGGGAAGUAAGGAGAAAGAGGGGGUGAAGAGAAAGGGGUCUGGUAGAUGCCAACCCUGCUUUUUUCAGAAUGCCUGUAUUGUUAAGGAGACAGAGGAGAGGAGAUUAGUGUUUGUUUGUUUUUUUCCUCAGGAGAAUAUGGGGGGAGGUGCAUUUAGGAACUGUGGAAAUGAGGCAGAUAGUGGGAGGGAAGAGUAAUUGUUUGAUUAGGCAGCUUAAGGACACAAGUGCUGAAGAAAUGAGAACAUGCCACUAAUCACAGAGUUUGUUAAAAUACACACCCUCCUCUCUCCCUUGCACAAUCACAGUGGACUGUGUGGGAUUUCUGGGUUUAAGGAAAUAACCAUGUAAAGAAAAACAGAAAUGGAAAAAAAAGUAAUAUCAAAUAAAAAUUGAAAAUCCUGAGACUGAAAACAGUCAAAUACCAGCUCCCUUGUAUGUGAAUAAAAUGGGAAAAGUGGAAAUAGGAGUUGCGAAUUUGUUUUGUAAAAUCUUGAGAAUUGCAUUGCAACAGGUCAAUUCCAUAUGCUUCAGAAGUUUUUUGAAGUAGCAUUUUUGUGGGUGCUAUACAAAGCCUUUGAGUUUGGGUGGUCCUCCAAGCUUUUGACAUAGAUUAACAUUAACAUUGCAUGUUAGACGUCACAUCUUAUUUAACAGAUGCAUGUAUUUUCCUUCUAACAAAUUUAAGUAAUAGUUCCUCAUGAUACUGACACCUGAACCAGCCCUGCCAUGCAACAAAUAAGGCCUUUUUUUCAUAGUUUUAGAUGCUCAUCAGUCUUGGUUGUUGACAACCUGUGAAAUGAGCACUGCGAUGGAAGCAGAGGUCAGGGUUCACGGGUCAGAGUCUUCAGAGCAGGGUGGAUAUGUUCUUUCUGCUUCACUUCUUAACUGUUCUUGCUGUUUAAUGUUUGCGUCUAUAAAUUUGCCAGUCUUUGGCAGAAAUUCAGUACUAUGUUAUGAAUAAUUUUGUUCCUUCAACGAUAAGCUUCCCAGCUUUUUCAGCUGAAUGACCAUAAAAAAUGACACAUGAGAAUGUGUUUGAAUUAUAGCUGUCUUUAUCCAGUUGUUCUGCCAGCUCUUUUCCAGGUUAGAAAGAUAUUUAUUGAUUUUUUUCUGUGUAAACUUUCCAAAUGGGCAUUGAAGUAAGCUGUGUCUGUGUACUGAGCAAUCCUGCUGCAAAAUUAGACAAACCUUUGGAUUUCUCAGCUUGCAAAAAGCGGGGUGGAGGUGACAGAGAGGAAAAGGUGAAGUGGAGGACUCAUGAGUUGACCCCUGACCUCUGUGGAAAGCCCCUACACCCACAAUGGUUUGGAGUUAUACAUGUCAAAUCUGCAAUUCCUUAUGUAAGCCUACCUCAGUGAACCUACCAGGAGUAUGGCAUGGCGAAAUUGCUUAAAAUAGUUUGACAUUUUGGGGAGCAUGCUUAUUCGACACUAUUUUUAAGCCGGGUGCAGUAACUUUUUGGAGUCUUGUUGUUAUCAUGAGGUUGCUAGGCAACCUGAAGAGUAAGUUUCUAUGCCGGGCCAAGAAAUAGUCAGGCACAUGACCCCUUCGAAAACUGCACCGUGCCUCUUUUACACUGCAGUUUUUGUAUGGUUUAAGCAAAUAAAACAUGAUGUGUAACUGUUUCCCCUUUUUCAGACUUUAUGCUAAGCUAAGCUAAACAGCUGCUGGCUCCAGCUACACAUUCAGAGAACUCUAUGAAAGUGGUAUCAAUCAACCAAAAUAUCAAACUAAUGCUUAAAAUGCAGGGUCCUAAAUCUUCAAAGAACAGGUAGGUAGUAAUAACUACAACUCAAACAUAUACCAAGUUAACUCAUGGGCAAAUGCACUUCCAGUUCUCUCUUUGUCCUCCCUCACUAACUCCAUAGUGUUUUCCCCAACUAAAAUCUGAAGCAUAAUGGAACAGGAAAGAAAACUAACUGAUGACAAAAGCCUGAUGAAACUGAAUGUGUGUUUUCCACAGGAUGUGUUUGGUAUGUUUACACUGCAGAUCCAGAACAUGCCCACUAGAGAGUGCUGUGUAAAAGUGUAAAAAGUUAUACAGACCACUAACUAAAACUCAUGGUAGCAACAGUCUGUAGUGAGGUGAUAGCUUGAGCUAAUGACGUUGUGUGGUUGUACUUUUGGUAUAUUUCAGUAUCAAUUAUCUUAAUUUACCUGUGAAUUAGAUCUGGAAUGGAUGUGUGUCCCAUUAAAGUAGUUGUUGGUUCACUUUUUUUUUGUUUUGGUAUAAAUUUUAAAUUAAUAUUGGCCCAAUUUUUGGAAGCUUGAUCAUGAAGAAUAAAGAUUUCUGAUUGA
Molecule: messenger RNA, 3741 nt
Organism: Seriola dumerili (greater amberjack)
Lineage: Eukaryota; Metazoa; Chordata; Actinopteri; Carangiformes; Carangidae
Gene: srlb
Product: sarcalumenin
Exons: 6
Coding region: 7-1419 (470 amino acids)
Molecular function (GO): GTP binding
Source: RefSeq, a predicted model, not a curated record